Aspergillus sclerotioniger CBS 115572 is the source of this 1308-nucleotide messenger RNA. Its product is annotated as CCCH zinc finger DNA binding protein. The transcript has 4 exons. The record is from RefSeq and is a predicted model, not a curated record. The coding region runs from base 1 to 1308 and encodes 435 amino acids. NCBI's taxonomy places the organism in Eukaryota, Fungi, Ascomycota, Eurotiomycetes, Eurotiales, Aspergillaceae.
AUGACCCUUGUUGAUGUCCACGAACAGAACCUGUUCGCUCAAGUGGAAAGCCUACAAAAGGCUCUUCGACACAAAUUGGGGGAUACCGAAUUCCAGGACCUGAAGAGAUACAAGACAGAGUAUGAUGACCUGCGGCAUGACCAGGCAAAGCUAAGUUAUGUCUCCGUGCUAGUCGAUGGCGACUGCAUGAAUUUCAACAAUGCUCUCAUCCGAGAUGGCUACAACGGCGGGCGUAAAGCUGCCCGCCUUCUUCGAAAGUCCGUCGAUCGCCAUGUCCGCGACAUCGAUCCCCAAGCCAGCCCGAACAUCCAGUACCGAAUUCGCGUAUACGCCAACGUUCCGGGUCUGAUGAAAGCUUGUCGGGAAGCGAACAUCCUGCGUUCGAACGAAGCGUUGGACCCGUUCAUUCGGGGGUUCAACAUGGAGAAUCCUCUGUGCGACUUUAUCGACGCAGGCAAUGGCAAAGAGUGCUCAGAUGUCAAGAUACGGGCAACAUUCGAGCAAGAUAUCCUAGACGUCCACUGCCGUCACAUCAUCUUCUGUGGCUCGACCGACAAUGGCUACGCGCGUAUCCUCAGCCCCCACCAAGGGUCCAACCGCAUCUCCCUAGUCCAGGGGGCACCCUUUGCAUGGGAAAUGGAGCAACUGGCAAGCGAAUUCCAAAGCACCUCCUUCCCCGAGGUCUUCCGGUCCACAAGACUCCCUUCACGAGCAUCAUCUUUCAGCGCGCGCAGCACGGCAUCAGCCAACAGCUCCCCUUGCAGCUCGCCCACGAAAGCCAAAAACAAUUCUAGCCUCGUCACGCCCCCGACCACAUCAACAGGUGACUAUGCGACCAUGGCCAAGUCAAAUCUCAAGGCCUCAUCUUCCAAGCGCUCCAAAAAGUCCAAAAUAUCCGUCAUCACAUUUGACAUCUCCUCAUCGUACGACACCCACUCCCACUUCAACAGUGUCCAGCUCAACAGCCAAAGCCAACGCAUCGACCCGCCUCUCCGGCCCAGCAGCUACAAGAAUAUGAUCAAACUGCGAAACGGGAAAUACUGCAACCGGUACCAUAUCUUGGGGGAAUGCGUUCCUGACAACGAGUGCAGUCAUCAGCAUGGAUGCAAGCUCAGUGAUCAUGAUGCUCUCGACCUUCGAUGUAUUUCUCGGACGAACGUCUGUCCAAACGAUGCCUACUGUACGGAUGAGAAGUGCAUCAGUGGACAUCAGUGUCCUUGGGAAUACCGGAAUGGACAUAGCAUUGAGGACUGCAAGUUCCCGCGAGAAAUGCAUGAGGUUGAUAGAACGGUGGCAAUCGUUCUAUGA